Messenger RNA from Cicer arietinum (chickpea), 881 nucleotides. Its product is annotated as NAD(P)H-quinone oxidoreductase subunit U, chloroplastic. Gene Ontology annotation, cellular component: chloroplast thylakoid membrane; chloroplast; NAD(P)H dehydrogenase complex (plastoquinone). Lineage: Eukaryota; Viridiplantae; Streptophyta; Magnoliopsida; Fabales; Fabaceae. The record is from RefSeq and is a predicted model, not a curated record.
CGUUAUCUCACCCAUGUUUAAUUGUUUGAUUUGAUAAUGAUAUUUAUUGAAAAAAUAAAAUAGAAGAAAGUCCAAGAAAUGAAAACAUAGCCUAGGCAAUGGCCUUGUCCUCCACCACUACUACUCGUACAGUAUACAUUCCAAGUAACAAAAUUCUACACACUCAACCACCCAAAUUGGGAUUCUCAUCUACCGUUGUUUUUUCAGUGAAAUUACAGCGGAGAUUAUGCAUCAGAAAUUCCAGUGAAAACUCUACCGGGGAAACAGAGGUAGAGUCAGAGAGUUCCAUUGAAGUUCCAAAGGAAUCAUCCUCUUUAAUUUCUACUCUCAAUGUUGAAAGGGCUCUCCGUGGCAUACCAAUUACAGACGCAGAUCAUUAUGCUAGACUCGGCAUUCCAAGAGGAUGUCCCUAUGACAUGGUACCGCUUGCGUAUAACAACAAGCUUCGAGAAUUGGAGAGUCAAGGUUUAGAAGAAGACCUACUCAACAACAAAUUGGAACUUCUCCGAGAAUCAUACACAAUCAUGUCAUCGCCAGAAGAAAGAAGAAUAUACGACUGGAGCUUGGCCAGAGCAGAUAACACAGACAAAUACAUUUGGCCAUUUGAGGUUGAUGUUUCAGAGAUACAAAAAGGAGAUCCUCCACCACCGGAACCUGAGGAUGUUGGACCAACCAGACUGGUUGGAUACUUCCUAUUGGGAUGGAUACUGCUAGCAUUUGUGUUAUCUAUUUAUCUAAACUUAUAGAAACAAGUUUAUUAUGCAUCAACGCAUUGAACUUUUUUCCCCCAAAGAAACAAUAUGAUGUUAUGUAAUGGACAAGUGUUUUGAGUUGAAUGAAAUUCUAAGUUCUAUUUUAAACAAUAGAAUCUGGACAUUUAA